This is a messenger RNA of Xenopus tropicalis (tropical clawed frog), 5738 nucleotides long. RefSeq names its product cysteine-rich protein 2 (gene crip2). The record is from RefSeq and is a predicted model, not a curated record. The transcript has 9 exons. Lineage: Eukaryota; Metazoa; Chordata; Amphibia; Anura; Pipidae. Bases 193 to 855 code for a protein of 220 amino acids.
CCUAUUUUGCCUCCUUCUCUGUAUAUUUUCUCUGGUGGCCAAUGGGAGGGCUGGCAGUGCAGAGUGGGCUGAUAGUGUGGGCUAGGGGUGUGCCUGGGCCGGCUUGGAACUGACACACAGUGGGAGAGAGGCGACAGUAGCAGCAGUAGCACUCAAUCGCUCAGAGGUACACAAAGAGCCCUUUCUGUCAGUAUGGCUUCCAAGUGCCCCAAGUGUGACAAGACUGUGUAUUUCGCCGAAAAAGUCACCUCCCUGGGGAAGGACUGGCAUAAAUUUUGUCUGAAGUGCGAGCGUUGUAACAAGACCCUUAAUCCUGGCGGACAUGCUGAGCAUGAUGGGAAACCCUAUUGCCACAAGCCAUGUUACGCAGCUUUGUAUGGACCGAAAGGAGUUAAUAUUGGAGGAGCUGGAUCUUACAUCUAUGAUAGAAAACCAAGUGAAGACAAACCAACUUCUCCCACUGAGGUGCAGCCAAAGUCAGACGAGAGGAAAGUUAGCGGCCCAGCACCCAUUAGGAGUCUUAGCAAAGGCGCACAGGGGUCCCCACCUGCUGACAUAACUGCUUCCAGUAUAACAACUUUCACCGGAGAACCCAACUUGUGCCCUCGUUGCGCACAGAAAGUAUAUUUCGCUGAAAAAGUCACUUCCCUUGGUAAAGACUGGCAUCGGCCUUGCCUACGGUGCGAACGCUGCUCGAAGACCCUUACUCCAGGAAGUCAUGCUGAGCAUGAUGGACAACCCUACUGCCACAAGCCUUGCUAUGGCAUCCUCUUUGGGCCAAAAGGAGUAAACACAGGUGGAGUUGGAAGUUACAUCUAUGAAAAAGAGCCUGUUAACAAGGAGGCUCAGCCAUGAAAGAGAUCAGACACCUUCUGCAGCUUUCAGACCUUUCUUCUCAAUGUUCACGGCCUUCUUGUUAUUUGUAGAUCUUACUUAACUGUCAUUUAGAGAUAUACUGUAGAUACCUUGGUGCAGUCUGAAUAUUUUAGACUGACAACUUCCUUUUAAUGUCACUUGCAAACUGAUGGGUCUAAGGAAAGCUAUUGUGUUUGGAAUUAGAAGUAAGAUUGUUCUCUACCUGAUGUUGAAGCUCUAGGUUUGGGUCGUUUGGCUUACAGAUCACCAGCUACAGUACAAUUCACAUUUGGUCUAUACUUGUGUGGGAAUGUGGGAUCUGGAGUCCAGUGCUGAUGGGAGCUGCACUAUGUCAACCCUUGCCUAGUCUCUAGCUAUAUUAUUGCAAAGUCACAUUAUUCUUCAUUCCCAUGUAUAUGUAGGUUCAACUCAAAAGUGAAAGUCCAGUAGAAUGUGAUUAGAGACCCCAAGCACCGCUGUUUUAUACAACCCCCCAGCUUGAGUACUGCAGAUGCCUCAUUAACUGGAUACAUGAACAGUCCCUGGAUGCAUAUUUGUAUAUGAUCUAACUGAGAUAUUUUUUGCAUAGUCCUAGGAAUGACUUGCCAAGCUUGUGCUUAAUAAAGGUGGGUCUGCUUUUGCUUCCCGCCAAAGCAAAUUUGAGAUGGGCUGAACUCUUCAGUUGAGCAACCACUGCUGCAGAUAUGAUUAUAGGAAAAUUAUAGCUAAAGCUGGCUGCUCCCAAAUAAUUGAGAGCAUUUAUAAAAAAUGGCAGGAUCCAUAAAAUAUAACGACACUGGAUUUUCUUUAAUUGUAAGUGUUAUUAGCUAUAUUAUGUCAUUAGCUAUAGGAAUAUGAAUGUUUCUCUUCCAGCUCUCAGUUCAGAAAGAACAAAAACCAAUAGGUUUUCUACAGCUUCUUGCAACCAAAAUACAAAUUCUAGAUUCUUUAGUGAGAACCUAUGAUUCUUAUCAUAAAAAAACUGCCAAAUUGCUUUGUUUUGUAAAGGCUUCAUUAUGAAACCUUUUGGUGUAUCGCCAUAUGGUCAUAAACUGACCUUUGCAGCUGUCGGCCUCUUGUCUAAGACCUACAAGUUCCUUCUUCUGGAUAAAAUUGUCUAUUGACUUGCCAGCAAGGAAAGAUAACCUCAAACUUUUGCGUACCCUAUGGUACAUUUUACCAGUCUGCAUUAAAUGCCACUAAUCUUACUAGGAAUUGAUUAUGUGAACAUGUUUGAAUAAUGUUGACCUGAAAAAAAAACUUUAGAGUCGUUAACUUGGGGAACAAAGGUGAAAUGUACAGUAUGCUGGUUCUACUUUAUUUUUUUUACGGAAUCCAGAAUUCCGCAGUGUUUUUAUCUACAUGUUUCCCCAUAGACUGCAUUGGGAGCAUUCUUAUAUAAACUGCAAGAUGAGCUUUAACUCAUAGAUCAUCUUCCAGGUUUUGCUAGAGUUCCCAACAAACCAUUGCUAUCGGUAUUUAUGACUUGUUAGCACAAUGUCAUCCUCCAAGAUAUUCCAUUGCAUGGAAAUAGGAAUGGUGUUUGUGAGUUAUUUACUGACAGAAGCAGUGAAAGAAUCUGAACCAUACCACCCCCUUGUCCCAGACCAGACCUGUUGUCCUGUAGUACAGUACAUACAUUAUCCUUUUCCAUUACAUAUUGAUUUUGUUUGUGGUUUUGUUUCUACAAAUGACAUUUUGUACUUUGCUUAGACACUCUGUUAAUUUAUGAACUUACUACAUUGAACUUGACCAUAUGUGUGCACAAGAGGGCAAGUUGGUGGCUUAGUUAACCUGAUUGAUUCACUGCAUUCCAGCACAGAUUAUUGCUACCUCCCCGACAUUUCCCCACUGGUUCUGGAAGCUCUUAGUUUGAUUAGCUCAUGUUGGAAGUACCAAGCUUUGAGUGUUAGAAUGGGUAUCUACUUACCACUAGUUGCCAUGCAUGCCAUUUUGUGCAAAUCUAGACAGUACUUAUGUUUCCAUUACAGUAAAUACACAGAGAGCACACACCUACACAAAUGUAUUUUCAUCUGAGUUAGAAUGAGAUGGACUCAUGCUGUACCAAAAUUAUUAUUUACAAAGAGAUCAUUGGAUUUACCCAUCCCAUGUGCCAAUUUUUUCCAACCUUGUUUAACAUUUAAGUGAAAAAAAUAUAUAUAUAUUGUAUAACUAUAUUGGGGCUAACCCACUAAGAAUUGCGGCAGGGUCGGAUUAUGACACUUUGACACUGAUCGGCAACCUUCUACGACUGCCAUGGCUGUUAUUAAAUGACUGUUGGAUUCCUGUGCUACAGUACGACUGGCACAGUGAUGAUUGCUGAUAAACUUUACCCUGUGAUCUAGUCUUGCUGCAAAUGAUUGAAUUUCCUAACGUGGCCAUAAUUAGUGCAUUACGAUGGCAUUUCAGCCAGAAUGUGAAUCUUAUUAGAAUUAUCCAUGAUUUUUAGCGAUAAAAAACAUGAUUUGGAAAGGAUUAUUCAGCUAAGUAUUAUUAGAAAGCACACUCAGGGUUAGAUAAGGCUCUGCUGGAUAAUAAUAAAUAUAUAUAUAUAUGGCAUGGGGUAGUACUGCAAUGGCUUGUUAUGUAUGUCUGGGUCUCCUGCCUGGAACCCUUCAACCAUUCAACAAUAGAAAAUAUGUAGUUAGAUUGUAGAUCACAUUGUAAUGCACUGAAAAGGCCACUGCCAACAAUAUAAGCUUCUUUUAAAAUGUAUUGUUAUAUAAUUACUUAUCAAUGAUAUCAUAGAUAAUUGAAUUUGGAUCUUGGAGGCUUCAGUGUUACUAUAAAGGGAGCUCCUAGAAAGGAGAAUAUUUUAUUACUUGUAACAUUUUACGUGAUGGAUAAUAUACCCAUUUAAUAAACACCCAAUAUCCAUUUAUACUUAUGAUUCAAUAGAUGUAAAUUCCUAAUAGGGAUGCACUGAAUCCAUUAUUUCCAAAUCCAAAGAUUUCAAACUUGAUGUGACAAAAAGUCAUGUGAUUUUUAAGGAUUCAGAUUCAGUUUAGCCAGGCACUUGGAGUCGGCUGAAGCCUAAACCUGCUGAAAAAGACUGAAUCCUGGAUUUGCUGCAUCCCUAAUUCCUAAGCACAUAGUUUAUUGAGCAGGGUACAUGGAACACUGCUCGUCUCUGUAAUUGCAUUUAUACAGAUAGAGGUGACCUUAGGGAACCUGCAAACACUUCAACAGAUUAGUUUAGACCACUAGAGGUGUUACAAUGUAUAUGGCAGCAACCACUUCUACGUCAAAAGGCAAAUUUACUUGUAUAUAAAUAUGUAUCUGGUUGCAAGGAGUGCCAUGUAGGCAUAUGGUGGCCAGGGCAGCCCAUACUUCGUUUCAGCCACAGGUCAGCAAGGCAGACUGAGGGCUCCAUCAAAAGCCAAUGGUUACCAGGAAGUGACUGGAAGCCAGGCUUACAUGUGAUUGUCUCAGAUGAUGCUUGCCCUUGUGGCUUUCCCAAAAAGGGCUCUUCAUGCCAAUUUUGUGGAACUUUUCUGUGUCAUUUAGAUGCAAUGAAAGAGUCACCUUUUAAUUUAAACCUUUUUUAGGGGCAUUGAGAAAACAGACAAUGUAUCUCUCUGUCUGGAUAUUGGCAGUGAUUAGUCCCAUAAAGAGGAUUACUUGUUUUGUUUCUUGAAACGGGCAACCCACCAACUCUUAGCAGCACAAGCACACACUAUGGUAAUGGGCAAGGAUGUUAAAUAUUGUGGCACAAAAUUGUAUGUGCACUUGCCAAAGAGUAUGCAGAGCAUCAACAUCAUCAUCAUCGUCAUCAUCAUCAUCACUGCUUACCAAAUGUAAGGACCUCAGAUACCAUACAGUAGCUUCAGCACAAAUUAUUCCCUGUGAGUGGGACUCUUAUUCAUUUACAUUGAUGUCUGACAAAAUUCUUAUAUAGAAGAUGAGCAACCACCAGCUCUAUUAAUAUAAUGGGCAUUAGUUCAACUUAAAUAUGGCGUCUCCUGGCAGCUUGGCAGGAAUUAUGGUGGCUCACAAAUAAGAGACAGCUAAGUGAUGCCUACAGCAGAACAUUGUGUUGCUAUUGUGCACUGGCCUUUGUCAAAGUCUAUAAUUUAAAAUAAAGACAACAUGGCUAUUACUAAGCGGGAGCCAUAUUGGUGCCCCCCAGUGGCUUUUUCAGCUUUGUUGAAGCAAUGCCUCACCAUUUCUGCUGCAGCUAGAGACACACAGUAUGUUCUUUGUAAUAGGUGCAACUCCAUCUUGCCAGGGAUUUAGUUCCGUUCCAUGAGUGAGAAUGGUCCAGCUGUGACAUUUUCUUCAGGUCUAAUAAUCCAAAGCAACCAAUCAACGGUUAGCUGCAAUUCAGUUAAUGAAAGCAAAUAUCUAACUGGUUCCUACGGGUUACUAGGCCUGGAACAUACAUUUACAGCUGCUGCACCCCUCCCAUUCUCAGUAAAUGUAACAUAAUAUAAAUAUAGUAGACACCCAGGGUUCAAAUCAAGCAAAAUAUGGCCUCCCCAGUACACAAAUAGCGAUAUGUAUCAAUUCUGCACUGUUGAGGCUGCCAAGACCUGGAACCGGAAGUCUUUUGUACAUAUAUGUUCUCCUUUAUUUGCUUUUUCAGGUGGUUGAUGGCACCAUUCCCUUCUUUAUUUGCCCCAGUGGGUCGGGUGAUGGGGGGCAGAGAUCCCACAGGAAGCUCAUUGCUCAGUAUUAUUUCUGUUCAGCUGUAUGUUUCCUUAUUGUACACACAAUGAUUAUUAGUCAUGUCAUGUAUAGGAAUUAUUGAUCUUGCAUAUUAACCCGGUAUAUUGGUCACUGAUAAAGUGAAAUGUAUUGGUGUAUGGCAAUGUUAGACUUCCGAGAAUUGCAUUGAUUUGGCUUUUGCCUGGAUAUGUUAUAAUAAACCAAACCAAAACCCA